CUGCAGUAACGACAAGCCCACCUGCCAACCUAGAGACUAAGGGCAAUCAUUCAGAUAUGGCGCUACACACUCAUCUUAUCUUGCCUGUCUUACUCCUCGGUUUGUCCCUGUCCGCUCCAUACGUUGCCGGCCAGACCGCGACAAGCACAACUGCUACGGCGAGCCGUACUUAUGACCCGGGCAAUGUCCAAGGACUUCGAGCCUGCUUUGGCGCAGGCUCCAUUUGCAAGGUCAAACUCGAUCUCCACGACCAAUGCGAGGAGCAACAGGAAGCUCAAGGGGACGAUGGAUACUAUGAAUGCGUUUGCGGUUCGGGUUAUGCUGCCGUCGACGAGGCUUGCGACAACUGUCGCUUAGUCUACGGCAUGAUCACGUCUAGGCUUUGGAACUACACGGCCACAUGCUCCAGCGAGGGCUACACGGUCGCGCCCAUUCCCAGCAGUGUUCUCGCCCAGCAGUCCUCGCACAACGCCACCUUUGCUUUGGGUACAGGCGCAACGGCCGUGGAGCCGCUCACAGAUCCAGUGACCAUCCAGGGGUCGCCCACCGAGCCGCUGCCAACUGUCGCCACCACCUUCAGCCUGCCGCUGCAAACUGGAGCAGCAGCACGUCGGCUGCCGCAGUCUUGGAUUCUCGCAGGUUUGGCAAUGGCGCAUGUACUGCUAGGUAUACGGCAAUAGGGAAGAAUCGAAGCUCAGGAUACCAUGCUAUCUAUAGCUAGGGUGCCUUACGUGCCUCAUCUUUGGAUACUGUAACACACCGCGAAGAGUCCGUGUGUUGGGGCCCGGAGAUACAUUGUAGGUCAAGCUCUUAACUUCAACGGCGUCUUUCCCUUCCAUAUUCAUGUUGAUAGGCUGAUAGCGGCAUUGGGCGGGCUGUGAUGUCUUACUGUAAUGUACCUUACCAUGACUCAGACAAUAUUAACCUGGCCGCACCAAACCUUGAAUAAAGGGGACAAGGGCAGGGGAAAUAACACUGUCCCGCACCAGCUUCAAACAGGUCUUGCGCUCCGAUACCACGUAUACGAGAAUGG
Molecule: messenger RNA, 1033 nt
Organism: Parathielavia appendiculata
Lineage: Eukaryota; Fungi; Ascomycota; Sordariomycetes; Sordariales; Chaetomiaceae
Exons: 2
Coding region: 57-680 (207 amino acids)
Source: RefSeq, a predicted model, not a curated record